AUGGGUGAUUGGAUGGUGAAUUCUUUAUUGGUGUUUCAGGUUCCGUUUGAAGUUUUGAUUAGAAGACAAAUUGCUCGGUUGUUAGAUCCUAGUCUUCAGUGUCUCAGAUUUGUUUAUGAUGAACUGGUGAAGAUGAGCCGUGCUUGUGAGGCAACUGAGUUGCAAAGGUUUCCCUUCUUAAGAAGGCGUAUGGAUGAAGUCAUGGGAAAGUUUUUGCGUGAUGGCGUAAAGCCUGCUGAGAGAAUGAUAGUGAAUCUUAUUGAGAUGGAGAUGGAUUAUAUAAAUUCUUCAAAUCCAAAUUUCUUAGGCGGGAGCAAAGCUGUUGAGAUUGCUAUGCAGCAGCUGAGAUCAUCGCAGCCAUGGAGACUGAAGUGCCCAAAGUACCAGCCAAGAAGAAAGAACCUAGCAAAAGGGCUGCUGCAGCGGCAAAGAAGAGAGGUGCAGCGAAUAAGCAGCAGCCUCAGACAUUGGCCCAGAAGCUUUGAACUGACAUGUUAAAGCCUCCUGAAAAUUCCAGGAUUUCACCGGAGAAGAAAGUGAGAAAGAUGAGGGCAUCUCCAUUCAACAAGAAAAGUGGUUCUGUGUUGGGAAGGGUUGGUAAGGUAAAUGAAGUGACUGAAAAUGAAGAAUAUUCGGGUUCUGCUUCUACUUCUGCCAGUAGUGAAGAAACUAUUGAAGUUGCACCAGCAAGAGCAACACCUCAAAGGGUGAACCAAGUUAGAAAACAAGGUAUGUGUUGAGUGACUCUGAAAGUGAACAUGCCACUGAGGAUUCUGAAUUUGAUGAAGUGACUGAUGAAAGUGAAAACAAGGUAUGCCACUGAGGGUGAACAUACCUCAUCUGUUUCACAUUGUAGAAAAUCCUUGACCGUUAGAUGUUUUGCUUAGAAACUGUACUUCAUGAUCUGUAUUUGAUUUGUAAUUUGAAACUUCAUUCCUUAACUGAUGUUCUGUCUUUUCUAUUCUGUAGAGAA
Quercus robur (English oak) is the source of this 973-nucleotide messenger RNA. RefSeq names its product dynamin-related protein 3B-like. The record is from RefSeq and is a predicted model, not a curated record. Gene Ontology annotation, molecular function: microtubule binding; GTPase activity. Lineage: Eukaryota; Viridiplantae; Streptophyta; Magnoliopsida; Fagales; Fagaceae. The transcript has 4 exons. Gene Ontology annotation, cellular component: membrane; microtubule; cytoplasm. Bases 1 to 498 code for a protein of 165 amino acids.